This is a messenger RNA of Sinocyclocheilus rhinocerous, 1800 nucleotides long. It is a transcript of the gene b3gnt5b, whose product is annotated as UDP-GlcNAc:betaGal beta-1,3-N-acetylglucosaminyltransferase 5b. Gene Ontology annotation, cellular component: Golgi membrane. Lineage: Eukaryota; Metazoa; Chordata; Actinopteri; Cypriniformes; Cyprinidae. Gene Ontology annotation, molecular function: N-acetyllactosaminide beta-1,3-N-acetylglucosaminyltransferase activity. Bases 550 to 1689 code for a protein of 379 amino acids. The transcript has 2 exons. The record is from RefSeq and is a predicted model, not a curated record. Gene Ontology annotation, biological process: protein O-linked glycosylation.
UUGUUUAUGUAAAGUUAUUCGAUUUAACAAGUGAUAUUUCUUGAGCAUUGAACAAGGUACAUUUCAGAAAUCUGGUCACCACCAAAUAGGCAUUUCCACGAGCGUCUCCUUUAACAUUAAUUUAAACAAAUACGGGAGUGUCCUUUACUGAAAUGCACUCAGUCUUUGUGGUUGGGUCACUUCGCAACAACUUCAGGGCAAGGUUCGACACCGUGCAAAAACUGGACAGCGUGUUGCUCUGGCUGGUCACAGAUGUCUGAAACCGGAAAGUUCAUGUUUAGACCACGGAGAUGCACUUUAGCUUGGAGCUUUAAUUAAAACAAGCUGUGGAUCGACCUGACUUUGACAAUCACAGCGGAAGCACCUCAUUGGCCUUUUGUCUUGACAAAGGCUUCAACAUCAAUGGCAGCUGAACAAUCACAGUACCAGACUGUUUUCUUGUCUCAUAUUGGAACCCAGACUUGGACACGGUUUGAAGGCCGCUAAGACUCUAAAUGAAACAGCCAGGAAUCUUAUGAAUUGCAACAGGAGCCAAAGUUCAGAGGAGCCAUGAUAUUUUUCAAAAUGCCUAGAUUCAAAAAAUACCAACUACGGCUGAUAAUAAUAUGCUUUAGUGCCUUAAUGCUCAUGGCGUACUGGGAACAGAUUGACAAUAACAUUGUAACCCAUGUAAUGUCUUUCUCGUACCGCUAUCUUCUCAAUAACUUCACGUUCAUUAACGCAAGCUUUCGAGUCAAUCCCGAAGACGCUAUCAAGUACAACAAUCGCAGAUACCUAAUAAACCACGAGGGGAAGUGUGGUGAAAAAGACGUUCUGCUCCUGCUCUUUGUGAAAAGCUCCUCUGAGAACUUUGAGAGAAGACAAGCCAUUCGCUCUACUUGGGGAAACGAGGCGUACAUUGAAAGUACGCUGGGUGUUACUGUAAGGGUGUUGUUCGCUCUUGGCCUCCAUCCUGAAGCAGAGCAAAGAAGACUACUUAAGAUGCAACUGCUGUUUGAGGACCAAAGAUAUCACGACCUCAUCCAGCAGGACUUCAUUGACACCUUCCACAAUCUUACUCUGAAGCUACUUUUGCAGCUUGGCUGGAAAGAAACCUACUGCCACCGUGCCCAGUUCCUCAUGUCUGCAGACGACGACGUCUUUGUUCACAUUCCCAACUUAAUUCACUUCUUGCAAGGGUUUGGCCACAGUAAUGCCAAAGACCUGUGGAUAGGACGGGUUCACCACGGUUCACCACCUGUCCGAGACAAAGAGAGCAAGUACUACGUGUCCCAAGGCUUGUACCCGUGGUUGUCUUACCCAGAUUACACCCCUGGAUCUGGGUAUGUUCUCUCCAGAGAUGUGGCUACCAAAAUCUAUCAAGCUGCGCUCACCAUAAACGCUUCCUUUCCCAUUGAUGACGUCUUCCUUGGGAUCUGCGCCAAAGUGAUAGACAUUGCUCCCAAGGACCACGCGUUCUUUUCAGGAGAGGGAAAAGCUCCUCAUCACCCUUGUAUCUACAACCAGAUGAUGACUUCUCAUGGACACGUCAGAGACAUUCGGGAAAUGUGGAAGCGUGUAACAGAAGCUGAAGUUGGUCAGAUACCCUCAGGACUGAUUUGGAGGCUCUACUGCAGUGUCACGAAAGUGAGGCUCCUAUGUGUACCAUUCCUGUCAAACUCUUACCCAUGUAAGGCAGCUUUUUUUUGAAUACAACAGUUAUUAAAAUUGAAAAGAACUCUCAGAUUACUAGAGUAGCUUUGUACUGUAUUUCACAGGACAAGUAGGUUAGAUUGGUUCAGUAAGGAAUUCAGUGGUGUG